AUGCCAUCUCCUCCAAGAUCGAAACGCCCAACGACCUCCCCGUCAUCUUCUUCAUCGCCACAGGGAGGUCAGCUGUCUCGUCAAAGCAGCGCCAAUUCAAAUCCCAGUGGUGCUCAGCAUCGGACUCCCGCUCAACAAAGCUCGAGCGGGCAGGCAAAUCGCUCCCUGGCAGAUGUCCUGACAGAACGGUCGGACUCUCUUGCAUUGAGUCUUUUUGGUGGGCUUGUUGAUGCCUCGGACAACUUGUCUGCGGAUAAGAAGCCAGACUUGAAGUGGAUCAAGGUCGAACCAGGACAAUCACCGAAAUCGCCCACGGGAAAAUAG
Messenger RNA from Exophiala bonariae, 324 nucleotides. RefSeq lists its product as uncharacterized. The record is from RefSeq and is a predicted model, not a curated record. The transcript has a single exon. NCBI's taxonomy places the organism in Eukaryota, Fungi, Ascomycota, Eurotiomycetes, Chaetothyriales, Herpotrichiellaceae. The coding region runs from base 1 to 324 and encodes 107 amino acids.